Messenger RNA from Didymodactylos carnosus, 1356 nucleotides. NCBI's taxonomy places the organism in Eukaryota, Metazoa, Rotifera, Eurotatoria, Philodinida, Philodinidae. The record is from the annotation of a GenBank genome assembly.
AUGAGUACUCCUAGUUCAUCUCGUUCAUAUUGUAAACCACAAUACACAUCUGAAAAUGUGAAGGAUGCUGUUGCAGCAUAUAAAUCUGGUUCAAUGACAUCUGUUCAAGCAGCAAAAACAUUUAAAGUACCAGAAAGUACAAUUCGUAAUCAUGCACGAAAUUCACAAUUAAAAAUAGGUGUUGAUCGAAAAACAUUAUUAAGCGAAGAAGAAGAACAAUAUUUUGUAUCGCUGAUUAAAUACGCACAGUAUUAUGGAACCAAGUUUACAAAAUCAAUCGUACGAAAGUAUGCUGCUCAUUAUUUGAAAUUGCUUGGUUAUGUUCAACGUGUUACGAAUAACAGUGAUAAUAAAAAGGUUCAUAAUAUUACAAUGUAUGUACCAGGUAAAAAAUGGUUAUGCAAUUUUCUUAAUCGUUGGAAAAAUGAAUUAAAGUGCAUGUCUGAAAAGAAAUUAGAGAAAAAUCGAAAAACCGGUUUUACUGAAGAAGUUCGCGUUGGUUGGUUUAAUUUAUUACACGAUAUUAUGUCAAAAAAUCAGUUAUUCGACAAAUCAAUUGAAACAGUUAUAGUACCAAGGGGAGAAAGACAUGUUUAUGAAGAUAAUGGUGGUACUGGAAAAUCGUUCACGACGUGUUUAAUGUGUAUUAGUGCCAGUGGUGAUAUGCUACCGCCAUACAUUGUUUAUGCUGCAAAAAAUUUGUGCUCCAGUUGUUUUAUUGCACAAACACAACAUUUACCACGACCACUUCUUCUGGUACUGGAUGGACUCGGCGCACACGUUAAUGUAACUUGUAUUGAAUUAGCGAUUGUAAACAAUAUCAUUUUGUUAGUACUACCUCCCCACACAACACACGGUUUACAACCUCUCGAUCUUGUUAUUUUGGGUGUAGUAAAGUCUUAUUGGUAUAAAGUUAUGAGCAGUUAUAAGAAACAAGGUUAUAACGCCAUUAGAAAACCGGAUUUUCUUGGUUUAAUAAAUCACGUAUAUGAACAAAUUUGUACAAAAAGACAAGUCGUAUCAUCGUUUGCACGAAGUGGUAUAUGGCCAUUUGAUAAUCAAGCAAUGAAAGAUAAAGUGGCUGUAGGAAAAAGACAAAAACCAGUUUCAUUGAAUGUUACUACUUUAUCAACAUGUCAAGAUGAUGUUUCAACAUCUUCAUUCAGCACAAUGUCGACAGAUACUUAUCAAACAAUGAAACCAUUAAAUGUACAAAUUCCACCAUAUAGUCAUAGUUGUGUCUUGCCUUACAUUCAAAAUCCUCAAGGGUUUAGUGUUCCGUGGAGCUCACAAUGUAUUCACUUAUAUAGUUCACUUAUAUUUGUCAUAUCUCACGAUAGGCUCAAUAGUUUUUAA